Messenger RNA from Rotaria sp. Silwood2, 891 nucleotides. NCBI's taxonomy places the organism in Eukaryota, Metazoa, Rotifera, Eurotatoria, Philodinida, Philodinidae. The record is from the annotation of a GenBank genome assembly.
AUGCUAAUAUUCAUUUUUAUUAUUUUUCAUAUUAGAAUCAAAGCAUGCAAAGAUUUAUACGAAAUUCUUGGUGUUAGUAAAACAUCACCGGAAGCCGAUUUAAAAAAAGCUUAUAGAAAAUUAGCUCUUCAAUUUCAUCCCGACAAAUGUAAAGCACCAGGUGCUACUGAAGCUUUCAAAGCUAUUGGGAAAGCUUUUUCAAUAUUAAAUGAUCCAAAAAAACGUGAACAAUAUGAUCAAUAUGGUCAAGCAAUGGAACCACAACAUACUCAUAGUAGUACCGGUGGACGGCAAUACUACUAUUAUAGUGAUGGAGAUGAUGAUUUUUCAGCAGAGGAAUUAUUUAAUCUUUUCUUUGGUUAUUCUGGUAUGAUAAAUAUUACAUAUAAAAAAGAAAAGAAAAAGGAAACUUAUGACCAUAUAGGUCCAACAACUCGUACAUAUCGACGCCGUCAACAACCAAAUACAUACCAUUUCACAACACAUUCAACACAAAAUACAACACAUACAUUUGUCCAAUUAUUACCGUAUUUUUUUUUAUUUCUUAUUUCAAUUAUCGGAACACUAUUAGUGAGUGAACCGCAAUUUCAAUUGCAUCGUACUGGAAAAUAUACUAAUUUACGUGAGACACGAAUAUCAAAGAUUCAAUAUUACGUUAAAUCAGAUUUUCAGCCACCAAAAACAGAUGCCGAAUUAGAUAAAUUCGAAUCAUCAGUUAUCGAUGAAUAUAUAUCUGAUAUACGACAUCAAUGUUAUCGUGAACAACAGUAUAAAGAAUCAAUGAUAUGGCGGGCAAGAAUGAUGAAUGAUAAUAAUCUCUAUCGUCAAGCUCAUCAACAAACAACACCGUCAUGUACUAAAUUAAAUAAUUUUGUACGUGAUUACGCUUAA